Messenger RNA from Trachemys scripta elegans, 2090 nucleotides. RefSeq names its product yrdC N6-threonylcarbamoyltransferase domain containing (gene YRDC). The transcript is spliced from 6 exons. The record is from RefSeq and is a predicted model, not a curated record. Gene Ontology annotation, cellular component: cytoplasm. The coding region runs from base 1 to 855 and encodes 284 amino acids. NCBI's taxonomy places the organism in Eukaryota, Metazoa, Chordata, Testudines, Emydidae. Gene Ontology annotation, molecular function: double-stranded RNA binding; nucleotidyltransferase activity; tRNA binding. Gene Ontology annotation, biological process: regulation of translational fidelity.
AUGGGCCGGGGGGCGGCGGGGCCUUCACCGCCGGCUGCCGCUGCCCGGGCCCGGGCGCAGCGCGGCGCAGCGCGACCCGCAGGGGGAGCCGGGGGGGGGGGGGGGGGGGGGGGGUCGGGCCGGGUGUGUUAUCGCGGCCUGGGCGGGGCUCGUCUCCGCAGAGCGGCGGGAGCCCCCAGGAGCCCGGGCCGGGCGCAGCGCGACCCGCAGGGCUGGCAGGAGACGCUCGGCGCCGCCGUGAGCGCGCUGCGGGAGGGCGGCCUGGUAGCGGUCCCCACCGACACCAUCUAUGGGAUCGCGGCUCUAGCCCAGAGCUCUCAAGCAAUUAAGAAGAUCUAUAAUCUGAAAGGGCGGAACGGGGGCAAGCCCCUGGCGAUCUGUCUGGGAGACGUGGAGCAUAUUUACAGGUACUGCCAUGUCAAUGUGCCAGAAGAGCUGCUGCGGGACCUCCUCCCAGGACCUGUGACCCUGGUACUGCAGCGUUCCGAAGGACUCAAUAAAGACCUGAACCCUUUCACGUCGUUGGUUGGCGUUCGUAUUCCAAAUCACACUUUCAUUAGGGAGGUGGCACAGGCUUGCUCGGGACCACUGGCUUUAACGAGUGCUAACAUCAGUACGCGGGCGAGCACGCUGACCGUCUCGGAAUUCCAAGACCUUUGGCCUCAGUUAUCCUUGGUCAUUGAUGGAGGUGCAAUUGGAGAUAUCCAGAGUCCAGAGUGUCGUCUGGGGUCAACUGUGGUCGACUUGUCUGUAUCUGGGAAAUACACCAUUAUUCGGCCUGGCUGUGCACUGACACCGACAGUUGAAAUCCUGGGGAAGAAAUAUGGCUUGACAUCAGAACCUUCUUGUUCGUGAGCUACCAAACUCUGGAAGCUGUGCAGAGUCGGUAAAACUGGGCACCAUGUGCCCGUCUCUUCAGGAAGCCAGUGUCAAUGGCCUUGUUUAAUAAGGUCAAUGGUUGUAUCAGUCCUCAUGUCUCACCCUGGGUCUCUUCAUCAUUUGUGUGUAAUGGGUAUUUGGUCUGCUGUGUAUGGGUAAGAAACAAACCAAGUACUUCUGACCUCCUUGUGCAAGUGUAAUAUCCUUGAUUACCAUACAAGGGAUCCUUUGCCUUGUGCAAUGGGGUUUACUAGGAUUUGAAAUAAAUGUCUAUUUGCGAUAUCUUGGCAAACUGCUGCUCUGGCAUGGGACAGAGGAUAGUGUUUUACUGAAAUAUCUGUGUACAGCACUUGGGUUUGAUUCAGAUUUAAAGGCAACCAAUUGCUGCUUUGACUUAAAAACACACCACUGUGUGUGUGUGUGUUUUUUAAGGUUUCUUCUGUUUUACUUAGAAAUAUCAGGCAUACACAGUCUCCUCUUGCUUGAUUUUGCAGGAGUGAGCUUUGACUCCUUUAGUAGAGAGAAUCCUUCUUCCACCUGUCUGUGUUUGACUUAAAUAGUAGAGCAACUGAAAGGGAAAUGGAUUUUUAUUUUGGUGUAAUCAGUUUCUCGUGAUGCCAUAAUCUUACUGUUCUCCAGCAAAAAGUAGUGAGUCUAGACCUGAUAUUUCUAAUGGUGCCAAACAAGAGAAACUUUUCAGCUGCUCUUUAGUUAUCAAAAAAGCAUCCCUUUUGCAAGUCGUCUAAGUUUUACUUUUAAGUGAUGGUUGCUAAUCCUGAUACUAGACUAAAUUAUUCCUUUUUUUCCUUGUAAAAGGAGAAAGGACAGACCCUGAAGUGCAGUGUUUUGAGUCCCUCAUGAACUGUUCCCUUCAUCACCCAUGAAGUUGUUGCUUUCCCUACUUAGCUGACCCAUGGGCAAGGAUCAGUCUGUAGUUUUUAUAAAUCUUAAUUCAGUGAGAUUGUUAGAACAAUGGGAGGAGGCCAAAAGGGUCUGAGCCAGUAUUUAUUCUUCUGGGAACACUAAAAUGAAAUUAAUCUGUUCAUGGGGAUAUUUACUAGUGUUUAAAAAAUGGUGACCAAACUGUGGUUUGUGUGUGUGUUUGUUUUUGAAACACAAUUCUCUGUUAUAAAUGCUUAGAUUUAAGGUGUCUGGAUCUCUGCAAUGUUUCUUUGUGUUAGUGCCAUUAAAGUGUGAAUUUUGUACAUACA